AUGAUUAGCCUUACUUCAGGUUUUUGUCCUUUCGUCGAAUCAAGAAGCCAGGAAAUCCAGAUAGAGUAUGAUACAGUGGAAUACGUAGACAGGACAGGGAAUGAAUUGCUUGCCAACUGGAAGUGCUCAAUUCAAGAAAAAGAGGAAGCAAUCCAAACAUCCUCCAAAAAACUACAAAACAUGCAACCGAGCAAACUUUCCGAGAAUAGGCUCAGGCAAGAAAUAGAGCAAUACAUCGAUUAUAUAGAGGCUGACAGACAUGUCAUGAAGCGAUGCAUGCACAAUCUACAAAUUUCCAUGAAAGAUAGGCUGCAUUUCUUAAAGAAACAGAAACAGUUUUUUCUUGAUAAAAAGAAAACCCUGAAAAAUGUUUACAAAACAAUUGAAAGGAGCAACCGCUCAAAUAUUCCAAAUCCUUUUCCACAAUUCAUUCUAGACGUCAAACGCGAACAUUACCAACUGUUCAACGAGGAACUUCUGAUUUCACCAAAUGGUAGCUUAAAAAAGUAUAAAAGAAAAAUGACCGAAGCCAACGCUGUCAUUAUUGAUGACACCACGUUUUAUAUUGGGAGAACUGGAAGAACAAACGUAAUGACACCAAUUCAUGAAAAUAUACUAGAAUCAGACAAGUGCAUUACCGGCGAGUGUGUUGACUCCUGCUGCACAUUGCGUAGGUCCGACUCAGAAAUAAGUUUUCUGAAUCAUGAAUUUGAAAUUGAGUAUCACAUGAGUGAACUAUCUAUGGAAAGCAAGGACACUGAAAAUUGUUCUAAAAAUGAGGAAAUACAAAGGAACGAGCCCAAAACACAUGAUAAGAGAUCGAACAUUCCUGUUCCAGUAAAACUGCCACAAUUGCUAGCUAACAAGAAAAUGAAAUACGAGGACAAGUCACCAUCUUCUCCAGUAAAACUACCACUACUGCCACCAACCAAGAAGAUGAAAUACGCGGAAGAUUCGUUCUCAGAGACUCCAAAACACCAGCAACCUAACAAGAAGAUAAUAUACCCGAAAGAACUCUCUGACACUACUGGUAAACUACCACCAUUAUUACCCGACAUAGAGAAAACAUGCAUGCAAGAACACCCCUUCACUAAUCGCCCUGGUACUCCAAAACUGCUACCACCAUUACAGAACUUGCCACAAAACAUCAAAAAGACAUUAAUCAUAAACAAGAUUAGGGAUGAAAAGAAAGAUAAAAGUAAAGUUAUGUCAGCAGAAUUAUUGUCUAAACCAGCACCACAGCAUCCACCUGAGACAACAGCUUCCAAUGAAAUUUUAGAUAUGAGCCCAGAAUUAGGUUCUAAAAGGCCAAAAUGGAAAAGUCAGUAUAGAACUUUUAAGCUGCAAAAGACAUCUCGUAAAAAUUACUACGCCAGUAAUAGAAAAUACCGAUUUUCCAGGCUGCAUCUUUCAUCUGGUAAAAAAUGCUAUAUCCCUAAAAGCAACAGGGAUAAAGUAAGCUACAUGGUUUACGAAAGAUACUGCACCAAAGGGAAACAAAACAGGAAUCUAGGAAAGCAAACAGAUAGAGAAAAACUAGACAGAUACCCAGAACAAGAUCAAAUUCAUACAUUGCCACGAAAUAUGAGAGAGACAUAUAUUUUAAAAAAGAUCAGGGAUGAAAAGAAAGAGAAAAAUAAAGUUAUUUCAACGCAAUCAACGUCUAUAUCACCUCCACAGAAAACUGCUGAGACAACAGCAAACGGUGGAACUUUAGAUAUGAACUCAGAACUAGCUUUGAAAAGGGCAAAAUGGGAGAAUAACUUUCCAAAUUUUAGGCUGAAAAAGGCAUCUGGUCAAUAUUGCAACAUCUCUGAGAGAAAGUAUCGAUUUUCAAGGCUGCAUAAGUCAUCUGUUAAAAAUUGUUUUAUACCAAAAAGCAAAAGUGACAAAAUAUUAAUUUUAAAAAACAUGAGGAAUGAAAAGAAAGAGAAAAGUGAAGUCGUGAAAUCAAUGCCUGUUUCAGCUCCACAGCAUGCCGAUGAGACAAACACUUCCAAUAAAAAGUCUGAAUCAGCUCCACAGCAGGCCGAAGAGACAACAGCUUCUAAUAAAAUGUCUAUAUCAGCUCCACAGCAGGCCGAAGAGUUAAAAGCUUCCAAUGAAAUGUCCAAACCAGCACCAGAGCAGACUGGUGAGACAACAGUUUCACAUAAAAAGUCUGAAUCAGUUCAACAGCAGGUUGAUGUGACAUCAGAUUCCAAUAAAAUGUCAGAACCAGCACAACAGCAGACUGUUGAGACAACAGCUUCUAAUAAAAUGUAUAAAUCAACACAAAAGCAUGCCGAUAGGACAACAGCUUCAAAUGAUACCACAAGAAAUCAAAACAGGAAUAUCAGAGAGCAGAAAGAAAGAAAAAAAUCGGUCAACAACUUAGAACAAGACCAAUUUCAUAGUUUGAUGGAUAUUGCAGUGGAUGAUAAAUAUCCAACUGAAGACAUCAUUCAAAAGCUGGAUGAUAAUGAACUGAUAGGGUUUUAUCAGGUGCAAGAAAAAGAUCUGUUUCCUGUCCUUGAAAAUAUGAGUGAGAGCAAAAUCAUAGAAGUAUUCAAGAAACUGCAUGAUCAGCAUAUUGCAGUCAUUAAUUGUUUAAGCGAUACCGUAGAUGAAACCCAAAGCUCGAGCUCUGGAAGUACAAUAAAUGACUUUCAAGAUGCAGGAGAAAAUGGUGGUACAUUGAAAUCAACAAUGAAAACAUUUGCUAAAAAACUUAUUCCAGAUUGCAUAACGAACGGUAACCAAUGUCAACCAACAGAAACUCUUUCUUCAAAUUGGCAAAUUAUAAAAGUCCUCUCUGGAACGAAUAUCAAGACACAACAUAUUUCUAUGCCACCCGCACAAUUUAUUCCUAUGCCACCCAAUACACCAAAACCAAAAACAUCAAACGCCAGACGUAAACGAUAUGGCCUAAAAAAGGAUGAAAAUAACAAUCCACCAGAAUCUUAA
This is a messenger RNA of Mytilus trossulus (common blue mussel), 2946 nucleotides long. RefSeq lists its product as uncharacterized. The record is from RefSeq and is a predicted model, not a curated record. NCBI's taxonomy places the organism in Eukaryota, Metazoa, Mollusca, Bivalvia, Mytilida, Mytilidae. The transcript is spliced from 4 exons. Bases 1 to 2946 code for a protein of 981 amino acids.